CAGUGAAAUUUUAGCCUGUAGCAACCAAACCACCCGUUUUCUCCCUAGCUAGGUCCCUAUCUCAGCGGAUAAGCACGAUGAGUUGAUGAGUCUUCGAUCCAUACCGGGUAAGAGCCGGGACUUCAUCACCGGUUCCAUCGAGUCGCACAAAAGCCACCGCCCAAGUCAACAGCGGCAACGGCGGUCGGUGCUGCCUUGGCGCUCCGAUCGUUGCUUGACCGUCUGGCUCGUCCGACCGUUCAUCGUUCAACCGCCAUCAGCUUCCUGCCCCCUUUCCUUGCACCGUACUUGCUUCAUAUGGAAGAAUGGCUGAAUUUCUGGACGAAACCGCGCACGGCCACGUUAUCUUUAUGUUGCGCGGCAAGACGUCUCAAUAUGGCCCCUGCAACUCAGUAGUUCGAUCUAUGCUUUUCUUUGAUUGGAAAUGGAAAAUCUUGACCGACCCGGCUGCUUCGACAGAGCCCCCCCGUCUGGUCAGCGCGCGGCUCCUUCUCCAAGUUUAAACCUGAGACCAGCACGCCCAGGCACAGCCCGACACUUCAAAUUCUCCCACUCGUAUCCAGUUCCAUCACAACACAGCUGGGAGAGCAAGCAAGAAAGCGCAGACUCGUAUCCAGUUCGAUCAACGGGCAGCAGCCAGCAGAAGCAGGGAGUCCUAGCUAGGUGAAGGAAUUCCACGGCCAUGGAGAAGUUCCUGACCUCGCUCGUCUUCUGCGAGGCGCCCCUGGACGGCUACAGCACCUCGGUACUCACCGCCGGCGCGACCAAGCAGCUGGUCUCCGGCGGCGCGACCAAGCCGGGUCCUCUCAAGCAGGACGCCGAGAAGGAGCAGGGGUUCUCCGGCAAAUCGACGCAGCAGCGGCGUGCUGCGUUUGAGCUGGCGUUCGACGGCCUCAACUGCUUCGACUCCGUCGUCAUGCACUGAUUAGUUUGGAACUUUCUGUGUAGCUGCAUCCAUUUAUUGACUUUGAUCCGCACGAGGGAAUUUUGGAACGCAAAAAAUGUUGAUAUAUCCGUCAACGUGUCUUCAUUUCUAGUGGAAUACUUGUGCUGACUUUGUCAAUUUAAAGGUCCGUCCUAUUAGUUUUUUCAA
Molecule: messenger RNA, 1093 nt
Organism: Lolium rigidum
Lineage: Eukaryota; Viridiplantae; Streptophyta; Magnoliopsida; Poales; Poaceae
Exons: 2
Coding region: 683-925 (80 amino acids)
Source: RefSeq, a predicted model, not a curated record